This is a messenger RNA of Leguminivora glycinivorella, 936 nucleotides long. RefSeq lists its product as uncharacterized. Bases 503 to 775 code for a protein of 90 amino acids. NCBI's taxonomy places the organism in Eukaryota, Metazoa, Arthropoda, Insecta, Lepidoptera, Tortricidae. The transcript is spliced from 3 exons. The record is from RefSeq and is a predicted model, not a curated record.
UCAGUACAGAUGUGCCUCCGAAGUUUCGACCUGGCAUAUAAUGAACCACUUCUCGCACUAGUGCGUAAAAAAAACAACAUCUGUACUGAAAAAUACGUUAUUAAAAUAAAACGUUGGGAAUUUAGUUUCAAACGAGUUUUACAAAAUAUCGAUUUGAUUCACUUUGGAUUUGGACCGACAAAAAUAGCCAACUAGAAUUAUAUAAAGCUGCCAAAUAGUUUGACAAUAAUAUCCGUCUUACAAUUAAACACUAGUAGAAAAUGUAGUUCGAUAAAAAUCCUUAAAAUCAUAAAAAAAACCUUUCAAAAAUGAUUAAAAACAAAUCACAGCCAACUUUACACCAACCUGGAUCUCAUUGUCAGAAAUAAAUUGAAAACAUCGACGUUAGAUUAAUAAAUACCGAAACCUAGGCAAUCAUGUCCUGUGAAAAAAUCCCAUACAUCAAUUCUCCAUCACAACUCUUAUUUACAAUAUUACAGGAAUCAAUGUCGUGAGUUUGAGAAUGUGUCUGUGCGUGUGUGUGUGCACGUACCGCUGGUGUUGCGCCGCGCUGUGCGGGCCCGCCGCGCCCGCCGCGCGGGGCUGCGGCUCCUCCGACCUUACCCACGUACGGCCGCAGCUCGCUAGCGAACUUCACACCAAUAAAGAAUCUACGCGAGAUCUUGCUCUUGGAGUCACGAAAGAAGUUUUAGAAAUAUGGAAAAACAAAAAAGCGAAAAGUAAAGAAACGAAAGAUGUCGAAGAAACCGGUUCAAAAAAGAAAAUAUUCAAGUGAAGCUGAAGAUUAACAACCUCGAUCUAAUCAUUAGACGAGCGAUAAAAAGAAUCAACGUUAUCUGAUCGAUUUAUUAAAACCGGCUCAAUUAUGUCGAUAUUACUCCACCGCUUUCAUUAAUAAGGAUUCAAUAAUAAACAUUCUACUAUGAGCCAGCUCCA